CUUCCUAUAUCACUGCUCGUUUGCUCCUUUCUUCCCUUGCGUCAUAUUCUACACUCGUCCAUUUUCGCUUUGCAUCAAUUCAUUCGAUUACCUUCGACCAAAACAAUCUUCAAAUUUCAUCAAUCAUUUCCUCAAUCACGAACUCAUCACUCUAAUCACAACCUGCACUUUGACGAGAAGGUUUAAAUGGAAUCGGACGACGAUGAUUAUGUUUUCCAUGGAACGCCGAUAGAGCGCGAGGAAGAGAUUACUAGCCGAAAGAAGAAGGCAGUUGCUGAGGCUUCCGGUCACCUGCGAACCCUUCCUGUUUGGAAGCAAGAGGUCACAGAUGAAGAAGGGAGGAGAAGAUUCCAUGGAGCAUUUACAGGAGGGUUUUCUGCUGGUUACUAUAAUACCGUGGGCUCGAAGGAAGGGUGGGCUCCUCAGUCUUUUACAUCAUCCAGGAAGAACAGAGCUGAGGUCAAACAGCAGAGCAUAUUGAAUUUCCUGGAUGAUGAUGAAAAAGCGGAAUUGGAAGGUCGGUUUUUGGGGACAUCCUCGCAGUUUGAUACAUUUGGUUUCACUGCUGCUGAAAUUGCUCGUAAACAAGCUGAGAAGGAACAGCAGAAGAGGCCAUCAAUUAUUCCUGGACCAGCCCCUGAUGAAUUAGUUCUUCCAGCCACAGAGUCUGUUGGGGUAAAAUUGCUGUUGAAGAUGGGAUGGCGACGUGGUCGUUCCAUUAAGGAUUCACGUGCAAGUGCGCUUUAUGAUGCCAGAAGAAAAGCCCGGAGAGCUUUUCUAGCAUUUAGUACGGAUGAUCUGGAAGUGCAUGCGACUGAUUCAGAGCCUAUGAAGGCGGGCAUGCAUGAUUUUCUUGAGCAGACUGUAAAUGAUGAUAUUUCAUCCUCUAAAAGCACACCGGUUUACAUACUCAGCCCAAAGCAAGACCUUUAUGGUUUAGGUUUUGAUCCUUACAAGCAUGCUCCUGAAUUUAGGGAGAAAAAAAGACUACGCACGUCUAGCAAAAGUGGAUCUGGGUAUAGCAAAGGUUUUUCCAUGAAAGAUAGUCUUUUUGGUUCGAAGUCAGGAAAUGUUGCCCCUGGUUUUGGAAUUGGAGCACUUGAAGAACUUGAUGAUGAGGAUGUGGAUGUAUAUGCGGGGCAUGAAUAUGAUACUUAUGUUCACGAAGUUGAUGAGCCUUCAAAAUUGGAGAAGAAGAAAAAGGUUAACAAAAAGAACCAGGGCAGUCUGCCUGGCUUUCGGGUUGCGUCCAACUCAGACUUUCAGAUGGAAAGAUUUGAAGUUCCUGUGAUUCCCAAGGAUUUUGUACCCCGCCACACAUUUUCUGGACCUCUGGAGAUUGACCGCAAGCACUAUGAUGUUCCUCCACCUGAGGUUCCUCCUCCUGAGGAUAUCAAUUUAAAAAUAUUAAUUGAAGGGGUUGCAAAUUUGGUAGCUCGAUGCGGUAAAUUAUUUGAGGAUCUAUCUAGAGAAAAAAAUCAGUCAAAUCCAUUGUUCAACUUCCUUUCGGGAGGUACUGGCCAUGAAUAUUAUGCAAGAAAACUUUGGGAGGCACUUCAAAAACGCAGUGAUCAAAUGAAGCAGCCAUUGGAUGGGAGACUGCCUUCAGCUGCAGGUGCACAGAGGCUGACAGCUGAGAACCGAGGACAGAUCUUAGGGGAAAAGCCUUUAGAAAGAAGCUUUCAAGAUCCGACCCCACCUGUAGCUUCUAAUGUUCAGCUCCAAUUUAAUCUCACAGAUACAUUUACUAAGCCUGCAUCAUUAAGUGAGUUACCAGGGCUUGAGAAGCCUUUCAAAGAUGACCCUGCAAAGCAAGAAAGAUUUGAGAGGUUUCUGAAGGAGAAGUAUGAAGGGGGAUUACGUUCUACAAGUUCUAGUUUAGCUGGUAAUAUGUCAGAAGCUGCUCGUGCUAGGGAGAGACUAGAUUUUGAGGCUGCCGCAGAUGCAAUAGAAAAGGGGAAAUGGGGCAAGGGAAGCAAACUGUCCAAUCCAUCUGCUGUGGAUUUCGCCUCAGCUGGCGCCUUGCAGUUUACUUCUGGUGGAGUAGAGCCAAAGAAAGAUUUGCAAACUGAAGAUUCCAUAGCAAAGAAAAUUCACCCAAAGAGGGAAGAGUUUCAAUGGCGUCCUUCUCCUCUUCUCUGCAAGCGCUUUGAUCUCAUUGAUCCUUACAUGGGGAAGCCACCUCCAGCGCCGCGGAUUAGAAGUAAAAUGGAUUCGCUGAUCUUCACAUCAGAUUCAGUCAAAGAUGUGAGAAUUGAAGAGCCAGCUAAUGCCAAGAAAAACAUCUCACGUGUGCCUCAAUUUGAAAAUGACAAUGCAACAAAGAAAGAUGCUGAGCAUGAAACUGAGGAGGAGGUAGAAGUUGAAAAUGUUGAAAGGCCAGUUGAUCUCUACAAGGCUAUUUUCUCUGACGAUUCAGAUGAUGAAGGGGAAGGAUCUAAUGUUAUCAAAGAGGAUAACCAAGAAAAGAAAGCUGAAGUUGCUAAUACUGCAUUAAGCCGUUUGAUUGCUGGUGACUUCCUGGAAUCUUUGGGUAAAGAACUGGGGCUUGAGGUUCCUCCUGACAUGCCUUAUACUGCGCCAAAAUCCAGAAAUCCUGGUUCUCAGAAAGAAACUUCUAAUGAAAAUGCAAGAAAUGGCAUUCCAAGUAUUAGAAGUGAUGGGGAUGUCUCUUUAAACCAACAUGCCCAGGACGAUGCUGUUGGCAUCUCAGAAAGGGACCCCACUUAUGGAAAUAUGCUUGAAAGUGGUAGCCGUAAAGCCAGGGGAACUAAUACUGCUGAAGCUGUGUCAAGUAAGUUCGUUAGGGAGACGGAUGGUGACAGAAAUGUCGAAACACCUCCGACUCACCACAAUAAUUAUGGCGGCGGUUCAUCUUCUGAAGAUGAAAGGAGCAGAAAACGCACCAGGCAUGAACGUGGUAGCAGCAAAACCAAGGGAACUAGCGUGGGUGCUGAAAGCAAGUCAAGUAAGUUCAACGGCGAGAAAGGUGAUGCAAGGAAAAUCAAAACACCUUCAACCCGACAUCAUGAUUAUAGUUGCUCUUCGUCGUCUGAAGAAGAAAGGAGCAGAAAACAUGCCAAGCAUCAUCGAGGAAGGAGGCACGAUUCAGGAAGUGAUUCGUCUAGAUAUGAUGAUGAUUCUCAUUAUCCAAGGUCUAAAGGUAGAAACAAAGGGUCUUCUCGAGAGAAAGGUAGAAGUAGAAAGCGCUCAAAACACCGUGAUCGUCGAAAACGAGACUCUCCAAGUAGAUCGUCUCGUCACAGAAAGGAGAAGGACCAUGCAGAUGCCAUAAGAGAGAAAAAGCGGAGGGAGUGAAUGAGUUUUUUUUUUUUUUUUUUGGGCCAGGGAGUGAAUGAGUUUUUUUUUUUUUUUUUUUGAAAUAAAAUCUAUAGGUAAGCUAAAAACUCGUAACAAAUUACACUAUUCACAAGUUAUCAAUAGUGUAGAUCAUUUUUCCAAUUUCAUACAAUGAACAAGAUUGACACUCGUUUUUUGUAACUCUGGUGGAGGACUAUUUGUAUUU
Messenger RNA from Neltuma alba, 3526 nucleotides. RefSeq names its product G patch domain-containing protein TGH. Gene Ontology annotation, biological process: mRNA processing. The transcript is spliced from 16 exons. The coding region runs from base 187 to 3318 and encodes 1043 amino acids. The record is from RefSeq and is a predicted model, not a curated record. Gene Ontology annotation, molecular function: RNA binding. Gene Ontology annotation, cellular component: nucleus. Lineage: Eukaryota; Viridiplantae; Streptophyta; Magnoliopsida; Fabales; Fabaceae.